AUGCUGCCGACUUCUCUCCCAGACGAGAAAGUGAAAUCUCUGCGAGCAUUUGCACUCACCAUUGCUCCUGCCUUGUACACAGCCUACUACGGAGGAAGCGAGGAAGUGGAGAGGUUUAUCAGUGCUGCUAUGGUACACUGGUUGGUGGUCUGGCCGGAGGAAAUCACUAUUAAAGAAUCAGACAACAUCAAGCUACUUCAAACAGCGCAAUCAGAUUUGUGGAAAAGGAUUCGACACAUCAGACAGCUGCUGAAGUCCGAACUCAACUGGAAGGCAUGGCAUUACCACACGGAAGAAUACAGCCAGGAGGAUGAUCUGUUUGCCAGCAUGCCUUGGAGAGGAGCCAUGGAACAGUUGUUGAGGGAGGAUAGUCAGUGGCAAUCAUACAAAAAAAAACUUGAAGGGCCAUAG
Molecule: messenger RNA, 411 nt
Organism: Marasmius oreades (fairy-ring Marasmius)
Lineage: Eukaryota; Fungi; Basidiomycota; Agaricomycetes; Agaricales; Marasmiaceae
Exons: 2
Coding region: 1-411 (136 amino acids)
Source: RefSeq, a predicted model, not a curated record